AUGCGUGUUCGGUGGUUCUGUGUCGUUAUAUUUAUUAUUCACGGACUUAAAUGCACUGCAUUACCUCCAGCGGCUUUGGGAGAUGUUGUGGCGAAUGCAGCGAGUAGCUUAAACUCUAUGAAGGUAACAGGAGCAUGGCGAAGAUUAUCGAGUACAGUGAGCGAGUCAGUUGGCUUAAAACAUGCUUUAAGACGACUCCAAGCAGUACCAGCUAGAGCGGCUCGAUUGGUCCACGCCUUAGUGGACCGCAUGCGAGUGGGCGGUGGUCCCAUUGUUACUACGAUAUAUGGUUCCUUACGUGGUCGCAGGGUUGUGGCCAGGACCAAUAUCCAAACGCCAUUCUAUAGUUUCAAAGGAAUAAGAUAUGCUCAGCCACCUCGAGGUCCACUGCGUUUCCGACCUCCGGCGCCAUUGGAGCCAUGGUCAGGCAUUCGUGAUGCAGUCGAAGAAGGUGCUGUUUGUCCUCAUCGAUUCAUGUUAUUUGAUACGUACAAAGGCGAUGAAGACUGCUUGUACCUAAAUGUUUACACACCAGCAUUGCCGGAUAAACUGUCCGGGUAUAAUCCGAAACUCGCAGUGAUGGUUUGGAUUCAUGGAGGUGCAUUCGCGGUUGGUUCAGGAAAUGCCUUCCUAUAUGGGCCGGACCACCUCGUUGGAGCAGGAGUAGUUCUUGUCACGUUGAACUACAGGCUUGGAGCGUUGGGCUUUCUGAGCUUGGAAAAUGAAGAAGUUUCUGGCAAUAUGGGAUUAAAGGAUCAAGUCAUGGCGCUGAAAUGGGUGCGUGAUAACAUAGAGUCAUUCGGUGGUGAUCCGCAACGUAUCACGAUUUUUGGAGAAUCAGCUGGUGCUGCUUCAGUACACUUGCAUAUGCUCUCUCCGGCUUCAAAGGGCUUGUUCCACGGCGCAAUAGCGCAAAGCGGCGUAGCUCUCUCUCCAUGGGCGCUCGCGCAGGAUCCUAAGGAACGCGCUUUUGAACUGGGGAGAGAGCUUGGCAUCGAUACUAAUAGCACUGCCGAAUUGCUUGGCUAUCUCCGUGCUACGCCAAGCGAGCUUCUAGUAAAAGCAGGUGCGCGUCUUGUUGGUGCGAGUGGCGCGGCUAAGUCUGCCGACCUGCGAGGCACCGUGGCGCUACCUUUCCUACCUGCGGUAGAGCCACCCAUACCCGGCGCCUUUCUUACCGAAGAUCCCCGCACGCUACUACCGGGCGCUGACGUGCCGUUCAUGACUGGGUAUAAUGCUCAGGAAGGCAUCAUAUUAUUUAGACGACUCCAACGCUAUCCAAAACUACUGAGUGAACUAGAACACGAAUUUAGACGAGUAGUUCCUCCUGAGCUAAUAUCUUCAGAUGAGGAGCGAUCAAACAAAAUCACGGACCAAAUUCGAGCCUUCUACUUUCAACAGCGGCCUGUGGACAUGCGGAACAUUGACAGCCUUAUAGACUUAUUCACAGAUGUAAUGUUUUUGAGACCAGCAUUGGAGACUCUAAGGUUACAAGCAAAAACAAAUAGAACAAGUCCAACUUAUCUCUACCGAUUUGCGUUUGAUGGUGCUCUUGGACUUUUCAAACGAAUGUUGGGAAUCACACAUCCAGGAGCUUGCCAUGGAGAUGAAAUGGGAUAUCUUUUCUACUUCUCUAGGUUAAACUAUAGAUUAGACGAUAAUUCGCCAGAAUUAGCAGUGUCCAAGAAAAUGGUGCAAUUGUGGACGAACUUCGCCAAAACUGGAAACCCAACGCCUCCAGUUGACUAUGAAUCAGUAGUCGAUUUCACAUGGCUGCCCGUAAAUGAUACAACUCAUGUAAACUUCCUCGAUAUUGCUGGGAACUUCACUCUUCGAUUUGAUCCUGAAGCUAAAAGAGUUCGCUUUUGGGAUUGGCUCUUUGAGAGUUAUGCUGAAUCCUCUAGGAAUACGAGUAUAUACGAACAAGUAAAUGGAACUAACAAACCAAUCGUAUCUCAAAAUAGUGAUAUU
Brenthis ino (lesser marbled fritillary) is the source of this 1971-nucleotide messenger RNA. NCBI's taxonomy places the organism in Eukaryota, Metazoa, Arthropoda, Insecta, Lepidoptera, Nymphalidae. The record is from the annotation of a GenBank genome assembly.